AUGGAAGAUCUCCUUGAUAUCUGUGUUGAACGCUAAUUUCAUGAUGUCAAUUACAUUAUCAACAUUAAUGCAAAUGUUGAGACUCUAAAUAUUGAAAUUGAAUCGAAACAAUCUGGUGACUCUUGGAUUGCCAAUUUCUAAGCUCAAUAUAUUGAAGAUAUUGCAUCAAAAACUGGAAAUUAUAAGAAAUAUGCCACGUUCAUAAAGAUGCUCUAGUCAGCGUUGAAUAAUUAAACUGAGACCGUGUAUAUCGACAUCCUGACCUAUUAAGAUUUGGAGCAAAUAAAAAAUAAGAGGUCCAAUAAAUAACCAACUCAAAACCUAGCUCCUAAUAAUAAACGCUACCUUAUCCUUAGUUAUGUUGUAGAAUUUGAUAAAGUGCAUUAUCCUUUACCAUUAAAUUUUAAUGAAUAACCAAAUUUAUAAUAAAUGAAGAAUACGAUUAUUAGAUUAAGGAAAGAAAAUGAAUCAUUGCAUAAAAAUCUCUAAUUUUACAAGGAUUAAAAACGAAACGAAUCCAACCCUUCAAUUUUGUUGAAUGAAUAAAUAAGAGAAUUAGAAAUGUUAAGAAACAUCAUUGAUCAAAAGGAAAGUGAAAUUUUAGAAUUAAAAAAUAUGAAUCAUCAAUAUUCCAAUACAAUGAUAAAUAGAUAAGAAUACAAUGACCUAAGAUCAAAAUAUCUAUAAAGUGAAAAUACAAAUUCAGAAUUAUCAAAAAAAAUGAUCGAAUUUGAAGACUAUUUACAAUAAUUGAUAGAUGAAAAUGUAAUACUGAAGAACUAAGAUAAAAAGAAUAAAUAAAGAAUAAACUCAUUGGAAUCUGAAUUACAGUAAACUCUAAAUAAAUCAAAGUCCAAAUAUAAUUCGAAUCUUUCUCGAUCUCCGUCUGUUUCAAAAUCUAACAAUAAAUAAAAAAACUAACUCAACACCAGUAAUAUACCUUCCAAAAGAAAAAGCAUUGAGAAAACAACUCCAAUUAGAUUGCGAAAAGAUAGUUUGGAUAGUGAUACAGAGUCUUCUUACAGAAGAAAAUCCAAUUCUAAAAGAACUGAAUAAAGUCCCUCAGCAAGAUCAAGUUCAUCAAAAAAAAAGUCAUUCUAACCUAAACAAUCCAAUUCAAAACUACAAAAAAAUAAAAAUGUUAUUAAACCAUCAGAUUCGAAUAAGUUCGAGGAUUCAGAAGAAUAGCGUUUAAUUAAAAGAUUAAGAGAUUUAAGAGAAAAGAAUAAAGAGAAUACAAUCAUAACUACUCCUUAAAGCAAAAUCGAAGCUACGACUGAAGAUUUAUAGAGUAUAGAUGUAAGACUCAAUAAAUUAAAUACAUUACUGUAAUUAGCUAAAAAUUAAUGA
This is a messenger RNA of Paramecium tetraurelia, 1350 nucleotides long. RefSeq lists its product as uncharacterized. The transcript is spliced from 2 exons. Lineage: Eukaryota; Ciliophora; Oligohymenophorea; Peniculida; Parameciidae. The record is from RefSeq and is a predicted model, not a curated record.